Molecule: messenger RNA, 330 nt
Organism: Colletotrichum spaethianum
Lineage: Eukaryota; Fungi; Ascomycota; Sordariomycetes; Glomerellales; Glomerellaceae
Product: actin-related protein 3
Exons: 3
Coding region: 1-330 (109 amino acids)
Source: RefSeq, a predicted model, not a curated record
AUGGCGAACCAAACGCCUGCCGUUGUCAUGGACAACGGCACGGGAUUCUCGAAGCUCGGUUUCGCCGGCAACGACUCCCCGUCCUUUGUGUUCCCGACCGCUAUCGCAACGAAAGGUGCUGCUGGAGGCAGUGGAGGAACGGGCUCUGGCCGUCCAGCUGUCGCGAACAAGCCAUCCUUCCUUACCGGCGGCGCAGGCCCCGGCGGUCACCUCAACUCGAAGCGAGGAACUGAGGACCUGGACUUCUUUAUUGGGGAUGAGGCCAUUGCUGCCUCUGGAGGACCUGGUCAGUUGGACGCGAACAUCGUGACACGGAUGGCCAAUCGCUGA